AUGGAAAUCAAGAAUUGGUUGAAAGUACCUCAGCCUAAGAUCCUUAGUGGUACCAGUGUUGUAAGGAGACGCCCUUUACAAUGCCUCAUCUGGACCUUCCUCGUCGUUCUCUAUAUUCACUAUAUCAACCGCCGUCCGUCAGUUGAUCUAAUCUCUCCAAAACCACCUCCAUUAGAUAACAUCCCGAAUAAGAUAUGGCAGAUCUUCUUCAACUACACUCCCAUCGACUCCUACACCGACUCCAUCCAAACCUGGAUCACCAAAAAUCAAGACUACAAGUACACGCUCGUCUCCGCCGCCGGCGCCAACGCUUUUGCUCUAAAAAAUUAUGCCAAUCGGAGAGAGAUUCUAUACCCGUUCCUCUCACUGCACGUCCCCGUGCUGCGUUCCGACCUCCUUCGCUACAUGCUACUUGAGUCCGAAGGCGGAGUCUACAGCGAUCUUGACACCGCUGCGUUGAAACCUGUCAACGAGUGGAUACCAUUACAUUUGGAAUCCAAAGUGCACGCCGUUGUCGGCAUCGAGUACGACCAAGGAGAGGGAGAAGCAUAUCCCGGGAUGGAAGGUCCAGGCUUGCAAUUCUGCCAGUGGACAAUGGCCGCUAGCCGCGGACAUCCGCUCAUGGCGCGCAUAGUCAACGACGUAGUCGACGCACUGCACGCACUCGCUAUGAAGAACGAGACGACGAUCGCAGAGCUGCAGCCCAGCGACGAAGAAAUGGUUCAACUCAGCGGACCCCCCAUCUGGACGAGAGCGGUUAUGAAGACUCUGUCCGAGGCGACGGGGACUGAGAUGAGUUAUCGGAAUUUUACGGGGAUGAAGGAGCCGAGGUUCUUUGGAGAUGUCAUGGUGUUGCCGGUCAAUGGGUUUGGGACAGGGCAGCUGCAUCCGGGGAGUGUGAGGAAGGGGUCCAAAGACGCUUUUGUGAGACAUGGGUGGAAAGGGAGUUGGAAGCGGGAUUGGAGCGACUAG
This is a messenger RNA of Letharia columbiana, 972 nucleotides long. RefSeq lists its product as uncharacterized. Gene Ontology annotation, molecular function: alpha-1,6-mannosyltransferase activity. The coding region runs from base 1 to 972 and encodes 323 amino acids. Gene Ontology annotation, cellular component: mannan polymerase complex. The record is from RefSeq and is a predicted model, not a curated record. NCBI's taxonomy places the organism in Eukaryota, Fungi, Ascomycota, Lecanoromycetes, Lecanorales, Parmeliaceae. Gene Ontology annotation, biological process: protein N-linked glycosylation. The transcript has a single exon.